Notothenia coriiceps (black rockcod) is the source of this 2922-nucleotide messenger RNA. It is a transcript of the gene sbf2, whose product is annotated as SET binding factor 2. The record is from RefSeq and is a predicted model, not a curated record. The transcript has 22 exons. Bases 1 to 2922 code for a protein of 973 amino acids. NCBI's taxonomy places the organism in Eukaryota, Metazoa, Chordata, Actinopteri, Perciformes, Nototheniidae. Gene Ontology annotation, cellular component: cytoplasmic vesicle. Gene Ontology annotation, biological process: regulation of Rab protein signal transduction.
AUGUAUUCACAGGCUAAAGCAGGAGCUCAGGCAGGAUCAAAGAGUAUUGAGGCUGAUGGGGAUGACGAUGAAGAGGCGGAGGAGAAUGGCCUUAUCCAGCCAGCUCAAGUGUUUGCCCCAAAAAGUCUCAUUAUCGUGUCCAGGCUGGAUUAUCCCGAAAUAUUCCGGGGGUGCUUAGGGCUGAUCUACACGGUGCACAUCGAUAGCCUGAGCUUCCCUUUAGAGGGUCUGGUGUCCAACCUUUUCACAUUCCAGGUUCCUGUUGCUGGUGGAUCCCAGAAGCUGUUCAGCCUGGGCGCGGGGGACCGGCAGCUCAUCCAGACGCCUCUGAACGACACGCUGCCCGUCACAAGCAAAAGUGUUGCUCUCCUCUUCCAGCAGCUGGGAAUCCAAAAUGUUCUGAGCCUCUUUUGUGCCGUUCUGACAGAACACAAGAUUCUGUUCCACUCCACCAGCUACCAGAGGCUCGGAGAGGCGUGUCGCGCCCUGGAAGCACUCAUGUUCCCCCUCAAAUACAGUUACCCGUACAUCCCUAUUCUGCCCUCGCGGCUGCUGGAGGUGUUGAGCUCGCCCACUCCCUUCAUCAUCGGAGUGCACUCCAUGUUUCAGACUGAAAUCCAGGAUCUGUUGGAUGUUAUUAUUGCUGACCUGGACGGAGGAACAAUAAAGAUUCCUGAAUGCAUCCACUUGUCCCCGCUCCCUGAACCUCUGCUACACCAAACACAGACUUCCCUCUCCCUGGUUUUGCACCCUGAUCUGGAGAUAGCAGACAAUGCAUUCCCUCCGCCUCGCACUGCCCCCUCCAACCUCAAGUUGUUGGACAAGGAGGUGCGAGCCGUGUUUCUCAGGCUGUUUGCACAACUCUUCCAGGGCUACAGGUCCUGCCUGCAGCUCAUCCGCAUCCAUUCUGAACCCGUUAUUCACUUUCACAAGACUGCCUUCCUGGGCCAGCGAGGCCUCAUCGAGAAUGAUUUUCUGACCAAGGUUUUGGAUGGCAUGGCCUUCGCUGGCUUUGUCUCGGAGAGAGGUCCGCCUUACAGAGCCUGCGAUCUCUUUGAUGAGCUGGUGGCCUUACACACUGACAGCUUUAAAGAAGAAGAGAUCACCCCUGCCAAACUGCAGAAGCACAUCAGGUCGUUCUCUGAGCAGCUAUACAGAAAUGAAAACCCAAACCCCCACAUGGCAUUUCAGAAAGUGCCUCGGCCGUCGGAGGGGUCCCACCUGCGGGUGCACCAGGUACCCUUCCCCGUGUUGGAUGACGAAAAGGUGGAGAAGAUGCUGCAGGAGGCCGUGGUGAAACACAGCAGCGCACCUCCUUCUAUACGGCUGGAGAAGAAGUGUGUUGUACCUGCCGGACCCCCUGUCGUGUCCAUUAUGGGCAAGAUGGGCUCUGUGUUUAACAGCGCUCGCAGGCUAGAGGUGGUGCGGGGCUGCAUUUCCUUCAUCUUCGAAAACCAGACCCUGGAGACUGAAAAGACGCUGCCGGCUGCUCUGCGCGCCCUGAAAAGCAAGGCAGCUCGUCUGUGUCUGACGGAGGAACUGAGUCUUCACGUUCAGCAGAAUCGCGCCAUAUUGGACCACCAACAGUUUGAUUACAUCAUUCGUAUGAUGAACUGUGCCCUCCAGGACUGCUCCAGCUCAGAGGAAUACACCGUGGCUUCUGCACUGCUGCCCCUGUCCACAGCCUUUUACAGGAAAUUGGUUGCCGGUGUGAACCAGUUUGCCUACACCUGCAUCCAAGACCAUCCAAUCUGGACCAACCAGCAGUUCUGGGAAGCCACUUUCUACAGCGAGGUCCAGAGUCAGAUCAGAACCCUUUACCUGAACACCCUGGAGGGGAAAGACAGCAUCACUGCCAGGCUAAAGGAUGCGGGCUCCGAGGCUGCGGCGGGCCGAGAGGAGGAGCACACGGCCAUGGACCUGGCCGCGGAGCAGCUGCGUUUGUGGCCCAGCCUGAGCAAGGAGAAGCAGCACGAGCUGGUGAAGAACGAGGAGAGCACUGUGUUCAGCCAGGCCAUCCACUACGCCAGCCUCAUGGUGUACCUGCUGGUUCCUCUGGACACUAGCAAGCUCAAGCUGCUCCGCAACCCCCCCGUCGCAGACUGGGAGAGCGGCAGCAACAGCAUCGUCACAAACAGCAUUGCCGGAAGCGUGGCAGAGAGCUUUGACACAGAAAGCGGGUUUGAGGACUCAGAAAACAGCGAUGUGGCUAACUCUGUGGUCAGGUUCGUCGCCCGCUUCAUCGACAAGGUGUGCACCGAGAGCGGAGUAACCCAGGAACACAUCAAGAGCCUGCACAGCAUGAUCCCAGGCAUCGUUGCUAUGCAGAUGGAGGCUCUGGAUGCAGUUCACAGAGAGAGCAGGAGAUUACCUCCCAUUCAGAAGCCUAAGAUUCUGCGUCCAGCACUGCUCCCUGGAGAGGAGUUUGUGUCAGAGGGGUUGCGGGUUCUUCUGGACCCUGACGGCAGAGAGGAGGCCACCGGGGGUCUUCUGGGGGGCCCCCACAUCCUGCCAGCAGAGGGAGCCCUCUUUCUCACCACAUAUCGCAUCAUCUUUAAAGGCACCCCCCAUGAUCCACUCGUAGGGGAGCAGGCAGUGAUCCGAGCUUUCCCAGUGUCCUCGCUGACCAAAGAGAAGAAGAUCAGCAUCCAGAACCAGCUGCAGCAGAACAUGCAGGAAGGCCUGCAGCUCCGCUCCGCGUCCUUCCAGCUGAUAAAGGUGGCUUUUGAUGAGGAGGUGAGCUCGGAGAUGGUGGAGAUCUUCAGAAAGCACCUGCAGAGGAUCCGCUACCCCCAGUCCAUCUUCAGCUGCUUUGCUUUCGCAGCCGGACAAACAGCUCCUCUGCUCAUCCUCCCAAAACAGAAAGAGAGGAACACUGGCUUCAGGUGUGUGGUGCAGCUUUACAGCAACAAGAGGAUGUAG